This is a messenger RNA of Mastomys coucha (southern multimammate mouse), 1647 nucleotides long. RefSeq names its product serine protease 42. Gene Ontology annotation, molecular function: serine-type endopeptidase activity. Bases 44 to 1066 code for a protein of 340 amino acids. NCBI's taxonomy places the organism in Eukaryota, Metazoa, Chordata, Mammalia, Rodentia, Muridae. The transcript has 5 exons. Gene Ontology annotation, biological process: proteolysis. The record is from RefSeq and is a predicted model, not a curated record.
GGUGCCACCUUCCUGGGAGAGGGGAGGUGGCCUACGAGGUGGCAUGGCGUCCGGGGGUGGCUCUCUAGGUCUCAUAACCUGCCUCUUGCUGCUUCAGCCAAAGCCCUGUGAGGCCUGGGCAGCUGCCUCUGUACUCUCUACUUCCAGUUUCCCCUCGGGGCUUAGUGAAGCCCCGAGGGGAAACCCACCGCCACCCACCAGGGUGCACACGUCCAUGGUGGCCUACAAAAUGCCCACCACGCGCUCUCCUUUCGCGAACUUUUCCUUAGUGUGUGGCCAACCCUUUAUGAAGAUCAUGGGAGGGGUGGACGCUGAAGAGGGAAAGUGGCCCUGGCAGGUGAGCGUUCGGGUCAGACACAUGCAUGUCUGCGGAGGCUCCCUCAUCCAUCCCCAAUGGGUGCUAACUGCAGCCCAUUGUAUUUACAGCCGAAUCCAGUACAAUGUCAAGAUGGGCGACAGGAGUGUCUACCGACAGAAUACAAGUGUGGUGGUUCCCAUCCAGAAGAUCUUUGUCUACCCUAAGUUCUCAACCACUCUCGUCGUUAAAAAUGACAUUGCCCUUCUCAAGCUCGAACACCCGGUGAAUUUCACCGCUAACAUCUAUCCUGUCUGCAUCCCUAGAGAGACUUUUCUCGUGAAAGCUGGAACCAAAUGCUGGGUGACAGGAUGGGGCAAACCAGAUCCAGGUGCACCACAAGUUCCGACAGAAAUUCUCCAGGAGGUGGACCAAAAUGUCAUCCUUUAUGAGGAAUGUAAUGAGAUGUUGAAGAACGCUACAUCAAGUUCUCUUGAUCUAGUCAGGAGAGGCAUGAUCUGUGCCUAUAAAGAAAGAGGAAAGGAUGCUUGCCAGGGAGAUUCUGGAGGCCCAUUGUCCUGUGAAUUUGAUAACAGAUGGGUGCAGGUAGGAGUUGUGAGCUGGGGCAUCAGCUGUGGUCGCAAAGGACAUCCUGGAGUUUAUACAGACGUUGCCUUCUACAGCAAGUGGCUAAUUGCCGUGGUGAACCAGGCUGAUUAUUUACAUCCAGUGGUCUUCCUCACCUUACUGCUGUGUUUGCUGACCUUGUGACAUCCUGUGAACACGGUGAUGGCUCAUCUCACUCCCAUCCUCUUUAGAGCCCCUCUCGUUUGACCUUCCCAAUGCCCUUUCUUCAAAUCCCAUUUGGGAUCUCUUGCCCCAGAGAGAGCCACAGUGAAAUAUGUCAGGGAUCUGAGGGACUCCAAGGUGUUCUGCCUGGUCCUCUGGUCACCAUCCUUGGCCACAGUGCUCCUGAGUUGUGCUCUGCCUGAGGAAGGUUAGUCAAUUCCAGUUAGAAGGCAAACUGCCCUGCCAGGUAAAUGGCAGUGACCUUGGCAAGGAGGGGCAAGUGCCAGGCAUGGCUGUGGUCUCAGGGCUCUCACCUCAGACUCUGCCACAUUAGAUCUAGCUUGGUGAUCACACACACACACACACACACACACACACACACACACACAGAGAGAGAGAGAGAGAGAGAGAGAGAGAGAGAGCGAGAGCUCUUAAGUGUCCUAACUAUAAUUGUUUUCUCUAUAUAUCUGUAUCUAUGACUUUGUGAAGUUACAUUUCAUAUAGAAUGUAAUUUGUAACCAUGUUCAAAGAUAAAGUGAAAUUGGAAAAAAAUUAAGAAACUA